AUGUUGAAUAAUGACUGAAUCAUCGCAACCAUGUUUUCUUUCACACCAAAAAGAGGUGCACGAUUUCUAAUUACAAAAAUAGAGUUACGGGUGCAUGCUAACUUUCGAGUCUUGUAUAAUAUGUGCAUACAUGUAAUAGGAAUGACUUGUAGGCGGAAUUACAUAAUUUGCUAUCCCAUUCGAAUUACUUUUCUAAUAUGCAUACGAAAGCCACUUUUUACAUGACAUAUCUAACUGAAAAGCUGCAGUUUUCCACUUUUCAUCAUUUUGUAAUUAUGUAGUCCAACCUAAAAGUCCCGAAUCCGGGUAUUUGUAUAACGGCGAGCCAUGGAAAAUCGAUGCACGAGAAUUUCCGACACAUAACUUUCUCCUCCACGUUCUUCUGGUCAGCAGCCCCUUGGAGUCAGUCGAAAGUCAGUGUUUCCCAACCUGCUGCUCUACCAACCAUUUGCCACUUGACAUUUGCAAGUGAACAUGCUGGAAUUUCUGCUGGCCUCUAAGCAGAUAUUUGCCCGCUAUGCCGAGAACAUUCUCCCUUCGUGGGAGGAGGCUUAAUUAGAUAACAACUACUCAGAUAACUACAUAUCUAAAUAGAUUUCUCCGUCAACAAGUUUUCUCCAAGUUUAUUUCCUCGUAAAUCUAGAAUUUCUAGUAGUGUAAAUUCGGUCAGCAGAAUGGAGCUUUUAGGGCAGACGAGUAAAAAUGACAAUCUCGAGACAUCGUCUUGUCGUAGUCGCACUGUGGUUCUCGUGGUAUUAGCAGUGUUGUUGUGGUCUCCGAGCUGCGUGUCCUCCUCCCACAACUCCAACCCCUUUGGCAGCAGCCGCAUAAACGUCAACAACGGUCCUUUUGAAGACUCCUUGUUCGACGACGAAUUCCCAGCCAAUUUGGGUGGUCCUCGCACGUCGUCGGGGGGUGGAGGAGUCGUGUCGUCGUCCAUGUGCCUCCCCAACUAUGAGAUAAGCGAGGGGAGCAUCAUUCGGACCAAGGAUUCUGUGGACUUGGGGGCCCGCUUCCUGAACGAGUCCGACCUGGGGAUGAACGGAAGGGAGGAGUGUUUGACCCUCUGUUGUCGCACCCCGUACUGCAACGUCGCCGUCUUCCAAGAAAAGAGCUCUGGAAGCUGUUACAUGUUCGACUGUGGGCCGCCGGAAGACUUUCGUUGCAAAUUUACUUCCCAGAUCCAAUAUAUGAGUGGAAUUCUGAGAAGAAAGGAAAUUCAGACGUCCUCCAACGUACAAAGUGAUAAUAAUCCGCCGCAUUCUUCCAACGCAGGUUCAAACGGAAGGGGAAAUAACCAACACGAAACAGAGCUAAAUCAACUCAGGAGCCGUGGGGACGAGUUGUUGGAAAAGGGGAUGAGCAAAGGCAACCUGACUCCGAUUGUCAGCAGCAGAAGUGAGGGGAACAAUGUUGGGGGUGGAGCCCUGCCACCCACGUCAGCAUCGGCCAUCGUCCCUUUGCUAGGCCCACUCGACGGCGUUUCACGCAGAUGCAGUCGAUGGCAGUUUGAGUGCAAGUCUUCUGGAGAAUGCAUCGCAAUUUACAACGCCUGCGAUGGCAUCCCCAAUUGUGAGGACGGUUCUGACGAGAGCCCAGAACUUCAUUGUCCUUCAGUGAUUGGACAAGCACCUCCCUCGACACAUGUACAUCCCUCAAACUCACAAUCCGAUCCCGCUUCCGGAGGCAACAACCCCGCAGGGCACAAAACCACUGGCAACGAAGUCAACCCGGGACAGAGAAUGGGACAAAGUAGCAGUGGCAGUGGGAGCCCUUUGGGGAAGGGAAACAGCGACCACAUCUUCAACCACAAGGGCGGAGGUGUCAUGGAUCAAAAUUACGGGGGCCAGUUGCAGCAGCAGCAAAAGCAUUUAAAUCCAUUUAUGAAGCAAGGGUACGACUAUCCAAAUGGGGAUCAGUUGCAGAACUCUGGUUACGUGGGGCAAAACUAUCUUCCGAAUUCUCCGCUUUCCAAUACUGCCUAUGGUGGUGCUAGUGGGCCAGGGUCCUACAACCCUUACAACAACGCCGGUUACCAAAACCAAGCCAUGAAUCUCCCACAAUUUAACGGACAACAACCCAACCUGAACUUAAAUAACUUCCAAGUUCCCCCCAUCUUGCAGCAACAGCAACAGCAGCAGCAGCAGACCUACUACGGUCCACCCAACAGCAAUGUCGCCCUCAACCAAGCAUCCCAGCAAAACCCACUCUUCAACCCAAGUGCAAGUAACAACAACGCCAUGUUGAGUGCCGUUGGUGUGAAACCAGGGGAAAUCGAAAGUGCAAAUUCACAGAGAUUAUUGCAACCAAAAUCAGACACCACAACGGUACCAAAAUUAGACUCGCAGUCAAAAUCUAACGCUGUGACAAGUUCGCCUUCGAUUCAAAAUGCAAACUCAAAUGGAGACAAGUCAAGAAAGGAAGGAGUGAAAAUAAUAUCGACCCAAAUUCAUGGUGGUGCUGAGUUGGAGGCCGAGAAUAAGUUGGAAGACGAAAUUUUAAAAAACCUUAAAAAUCAGCCUUACGACGAGGCUGCAACCGCAGCAGUUCACUUAGAUUCGGACGAGUUGUCCCCCCACAAGGCAGGUCCAGGUGCGGUCUUUCUCUUUAUUGUGGGACUGGGCAUGAGCGUCGUGCUGGCAGUGAUAGUGGGGUGUCGACUGCGACGUUUAGGGGCGGGUGCAAGAAGGCUGAGGAAAAACAGACUCGACCCUGAUUACUUGGUCGACGGCAUGUACCUCUAGUAAACCUUGGAGGAGAAACUCUGUAAGAGAACGUGGCGGAUGAUCCGAUGAGAAAUUUAAGAGCAAACAGCUCCAGUUUGACAUCAACUCUUCCAUAAUUAUAAUUUGUACUAAAUGCAUGCAGACAUGAAGGAAAUGGUGUAGUACCGUUCAUACAUAUAGUCAGACGAUGUUGAUAUUUGACGUGUUUAAAUCUGUAUUCGAAUAAAACUAAUAAUAUGUCUGCAA
Molecule: messenger RNA, 2972 nt
Organism: Folsomia candida
Lineage: Eukaryota; Metazoa; Arthropoda; Collembola; Entomobryomorpha; Isotomidae
Exons: 8
Coding region: 675-2744 (689 amino acids)
Molecular function (GO): protein binding
Source: RefSeq, a predicted model, not a curated record